Harmonia axyridis is the source of this 1500-nucleotide messenger RNA. RefSeq lists its product as uncharacterized. NCBI's taxonomy places the organism in Eukaryota, Metazoa, Arthropoda, Insecta, Coleoptera, Coccinellidae. Bases 64 to 1308 code for a protein of 414 amino acids. The transcript is spliced from 5 exons. The record is from RefSeq and is a predicted model, not a curated record.
CUUUAUAAGUAGAUCGAAGCUCGAAAAAACAACCAGUCAACCUGGGAAUCUUAUCCGGUGAACAUGAAACCUGUGGGUAAAAAAGUGCCUUCUGUCGUGGUGAUCCAAGAGAGACAUGUGCGUCACGGUGAGAACUUCAAGUUGUUCAAGGUGUCUUGCAGACGCAGAAGGGAAUACAUAACGAAAUUCAUGUCAACAAGAAGGGUGACCUACCGUUGCAAGUCCAGGAAAGUCAAGAUAGGCUGCGGGGUAAAGGAGACCUUCUACAAGGGUAGCCCGAUUGCCAUCUCCAGGCUGCUGCAUCUCCAAGGUCUGGACGAUAGGUUUCCAACGUUCGAAGAGUUAAACACCUUAAAUGGGAAACAAACGCAAGGUCUGAUGGGCCCAACGGCAAAGAUGGAUCUUACCAUCGAGAAGAAGUGUACUUCUGACAGCCUUUCCGACUUUCAGCUGAUCUUUGGUUCGGACACCAACGAAGGUGAAGAUUUUGAAUCAGACGAUGAGGAACAGACCACUGUUGAGGUCGUAUUCGACUCUGCGGCACCUUCCAAUUCUAAAGCUGAAGACGAUGCUGAACCUCCAGACAACAACAAAAUGAUAGUCUCCCUGGCCAGAAUGGAAAAAGGCAUCAAACAAAUAAUAAACGCCUUCGAAGCCUCGCAAAACAAAAUGCCAUCCGACAUCUUCAACGAAGACAGACCAAUCGGCGCAGCUCCCACUCCUCGACUCCUGAGGAACCCCUGCGAUCCCAAGCCGUCCCUGUACGUUCCCACAAUCCCCCUUUCAUCGAGAAAGACCCAAGGAGGGGGUUCACGAUCAGCACGGGCUUUCGAAGACAUCCUUCAGUCCACCACGUCAUCUACGGUUAAUGGCAGGCACAGUCAACCCACUAAUCUGCAGAUCCACAUUCCUCCUACUCCUCCUGGCAAUCAGUACGUCUUGAACAGCGGCAGUUUGGGAGGUGGGGGCAAUCAGUUACCUUUCAGGAAUGUUAGCGCUUCCAGGACACUGUGCGGUCUCAUGGAGCCCAGUGGAAGUAUCCCCUUCUUCAGAGUACCUGGUGGCUGUUUUAUGGUUAUCCAUGCAACGAAUCAAACUACCCCGUUUCUUCAUGCUACAUUUGUCACAGGAUGCUCAAAUGCUCUUCAGUUCCAGCAGAUCCAGCUCCCUGUAUAUAAUUCCCAUCAGAUUGUAGCUAUACAUUUAGGACCUUAUCGCCUUUGCAGAGAUGAAAUAAACGGUGUUUUCGCCUUUGCAUGUGGAACCAAAAUAUAUUCACCUUGCAACGCUUCUUCGUGCUUCAAAUGAAGAGAUUGUUAAAAAUCACAUUAUAGUCUGAUUGAUGUUUAAUCUUUUAUGUACCUACCAGUUAAUAUGAGUAAUUAGGUAUUUAGAGUAGAAACUAUUACUAUUAAAAUUGUAUUAUAAUCUCAUCACACACUACCUCUCAUGUAAAAGAAUUUGGAACAUCAAAUGAUGACAAAUAUAGCUUUAUUUUGA